AUGAGUGCUCUUGGAGCCGUGCCUUUUCAUGACAAACAAUAUUGGCAAGACAGAUUCCAAAAAGAAACUCACUUCGAAUGGCUCCUUCAAUGGCAAGAUUUAAAGCCCAUGAUAUUACCGUAUCUCAAGAAUAGCGAACCAAUCUUGCAUUUAGGUUGUGGCAAUUCCAUGUUGGCUUUCGAUCUCGCAGAUUGCGGAUUCCGCAGUGUAGUUAACAUCGAUUACGCCGCCAAUGUGGUUGCUCAAAUGCAAGAACUCGUUCGCCAAAGGCAGAAUCCAGUUUACGAUCAUCUCACAUGGCAAGAAGCCGAUUGCCUAGACGAUCUGGGAUUUUUAUUGAAGCAACAGCCACAGGGCUUUGCCGUGGUGAUAGAUAAAAGCUUGUCUGACACGAUCGCGUGUGGUGACGAUGACAACCAAACCUGUCAACAACGUUUAUCACAACAAAUCGCUUCAGUUACCAGAGUAGGAGGCGUAUGGCUAUCCAUUUCUUUUUCAGGUGAACGGAAGCAUGACUGUCUUAUACAAGGCAUCCAACUCUGGACCCACGAAAAAGUCAUUCCUAUCAGAGUGCCCCAGCCCAAUGAUAAAGCCGGUGCACCCGAUAUUUAUUACUAUCUUUAUGUCAAUCGUAGAAAGGCUUCAAAGGAUUUUGGAAAUGACGACCGAGGUACCAUAUAUUAA
Radiomyces spectabilis is the source of this 684-nucleotide messenger RNA. RefSeq lists its product as uncharacterized. NCBI's taxonomy places the organism in Eukaryota, Fungi, Mucoromycota, Mucoromycetes, Mucorales, Radiomycetaceae. The transcript is spliced from 2 exons. The record is from RefSeq and is a predicted model, not a curated record. Bases 1 to 684 code for a protein of 227 amino acids.